AUGUCCAGAACCAAAGUAAAGAGCGUGAGCAAAGUAAAGAGCGUGAGCAAAGUAGAGAGCGUGAGCAAAGUAGAGAGCGUGAGCAAAGUAGAGCGUGAGCAAAGUAGAGAGCGUGAGUAUAGUAAAGAGCGUGAGCAGAGUAAAGAGCGUGAGCAAAGUAAAGAGCGUGAGCAAAGUAAAGAGCGUGAGCAGAGUAAAGAGCGUGAGCAAAGUAGAGAGCGUGAGCAAAGUAAAGAGCGUGAGCAGAGUAAAGAGCGUGAGCAGAGUAAAGAGCGUGAGCAGAGUAAAGAGCGUGAGCAGAGUAAAGAGCGUGAGCAAAGUAGAGAGCGUGAGCAAAGUAAAGAGCGUGAGCAGAGUAAAGAGCGUGAGCAGAGUAAAGAGCGUGAGCAGAGUAAAGAGCGUGAGCAGAGUAAAGAGCGUGAGCAAAGUAAAGAGCGUGAGCAAAGUAGAGCGUGA
Messenger RNA from Knipowitschia caucasica, 456 nucleotides. Lineage: Eukaryota; Metazoa; Chordata; Actinopteri; Gobiiformes; Gobiidae. The record is from the annotation of a GenBank genome assembly.